Didymosphaeria variabile is the source of this 579-nucleotide messenger RNA. RefSeq lists its product as uncharacterized. The transcript is spliced from 2 exons. Bases 1 to 579 code for a protein of 192 amino acids. NCBI's taxonomy places the organism in Eukaryota, Fungi, Ascomycota, Dothideomycetes, Pleosporales, Didymosphaeriaceae. The record is from RefSeq and is a predicted model, not a curated record.
AUGGUGACCGCCGACAACGUCGAAGUCCCUAACCCCAAAGAUGGCAUUGAGCCCUCUCUUGACCAGUACAAGUCCAUUCGAGAUCAACUCAAACAAGCAUACGAACAGUCUGGCGAUUACCACGUGUCAGCAUGGCGCGACGACACCAUCGUUGAAGCCUCUGAACUUCCAGUGUACAUGCUGGUUCAAGGUGUCGAAUCCAUGCAGUCGGUCCACGACACAGCCAAGGAGAUCACGGAAGAGGAAAAGAAAGAGAUGAUUCUCCUUUUCAUCGGCGGUAUUCUCGGCUUCAUUCCAAUCGCUGGUGAGGAAAUCGCGGCUCUUGGCCUAGCAACACUUGGACGGAUUAUCAGGAUUGUCGGUGGCGUCGGAAACGCGGCUUUUGAUCUCUACGGAAUCGUGGAAUCGCCGGAGUCGGCCAUCUUCGCCGUUUUCGGGGGGUUGGUCAACCUCAGGAGUUUCGGUCAGGCUUCGGGCCCAGCCAGAAACAUGAUUCACGCCGGUCAGCAGGAGAAGCUGGGGCCUACGGUGAAAUCGAAGACGGAUCAAGUCAACAAGAUCAAGGUCGGUUGCAAGUAA